CUGUAGUUAGUAGACCAUCCGUUUCCAUGAGCAACAAGUGAUGAAAGCAUGUGGUAUGUGGUCUGUUGAAUGAGAAUCAUGCUUGUUGUAGAGGAAGUGUGCUACUCCUGCAUCUGACGCUGUACACGCAUCUCGUGUCAUUCUCUUGUACUCCUUGUCUCUGUCCGUGUCAAGACAUGAUCAACAUUUUCUUUCUAGCCAUCAUUCUCCUACACUCUGUGGGACCAGGAGUCCAUGGAUGUGUGCCUCAGCGGAACUGUUCAGAGUGUAUGAAGAGUCCGGGAUGUGCCUGGUGCAAACAUAAAGACUUCCUGAAGGCUGGUGAGUCCAGUGAGCGAAGGUGUGACACAGCACAGUCUCUGAUCAUCAGGGGUUGUGAGAAGGUCGACCUCAUGAACCCCCUCCCUGACUACACCUACUUGAAAAACAAGAAGCUGAGCAGCGACAUAGACACCGUGGUGCAGCUCUCUCCACAGAACCUUCAUGUUAAACUAAGAGUUGGUGUCCCCAGUGAGUUCAAAGUGUCAUUCAAGAGAGCUGAAGGCUACCCUAUUGACCUCUACUACCUGAUGGACCUCUCGUUUUCCAUGAAGGAUGACCUUAACAUGAUCAAAAACCUGGGAGAGGACAUCCUCAAAACUCUCCGCAAGAAUACCAAACAAGUCCGAAUUGGCUUUGGAUCAUUUGUGGACAAGGUGGCCCUGCCUUAUGUUAGCCAGUUAAAGGCCAAAAAAAAAGACCCCUGUCCAAGCCGAUUGGACAUCUGCCAGCCAGCCUUCAGUUUUCGGAACAUUCUGAGCCUUACUAGAGACGCAGCGGAAUUUAAGAGGAGGGUCAGCAAACAAAGUAUCUCUGGGAACCUGGACUCUCCUGAGGCAGGCUUUGAUGCCAUCAUGCAAGCAGCAGUCUGCCAGGAUGUGAUUGGUUGGGACAAUGUCACAAGAAUUCUGGUCUACACAUCUGACGACACAUUCCAUUUUGCUGGAGAUGGAAGUUUGGCAGGGAUAUUUGAGCCUCAUGAUGGGAGAUGCCACCUCAAUGGCAGCGGCUUCUAUGAUGGCACUAAAUAUGACUAUCCCUCUGUUGGGCACCUGGCCAGGGUCCUCUCUUCUAAUAACAUCCAGCUCAUCUUUGCAGUCACUGAGGACAGUGUUUCUGCUUAUCAUGCGUUGAGUAAACUAAUCCCUCAGUCAGUGGUGGGAGUUUUGAGUAAUGACUCCAGCAAUGUGGUCCAGCUCAUCUCAGAGGCCUACAGAAACCUGUCCUCCACCAUCCUGCUCGAGCACCAAGGAGCCCCCUCAGGUCUGGAGGUGACUUACAAGUCUCAGUGUGCUUCUGUUAACUCCAGCACUUCCUGGCAAAAGAGAGGAGAAUGCAUGAAUGUCAAGAUCGAUGAACAGGUGGACUUUAUGGUGCGGUUGACCAGCAACCAUUGUCUGAAUGGGAAUAAAGAGUUUUCUCUGAAAGUCCAAGGCAUAUCUGAGACUGUGAAGGUGUCUGUAGAAACCCUAUGCGACUGUAAUUGCAACGACAAAGACAUAAACUCCCAACACUGCCACUACAAUGGGACACUCAGCUGUGGAGCCUGCAGUUGUAAAGCAGGACACCUCGGCCAGAAGUGUGAGUGUAUGCAGCCCAAAGACAACGAUGUUUCCUGUUACCUAAAUAACUCCUUGCAGCUUUGCAGCGGGCAUGGAAUCUGUGUGUGUGGCAAGUGUGUGUGCCAGGGCAACUACCGUGGAGAAUUCUGCGAGUGUGAUGACAGCAGCUGUGCAAGACAUGACAACAAACUCUGUGGGGGAAAUGGGGUCUGUGAAUGUGGAAAAUGCAAUUGUACUACAACCUUUGAGGGCUCUGCAUGCCAGUGCUCCAAACAGAAAGACCAGUGUGUGUCAGAUGACGGUCUGCUGUGUAGUGGCCAAGGAACAUGUGAGUGCAACAAGUGCAACUGCAACAAAGAGUUUCUCGGAGAAAAAUGCUCAAUGAUUCUCACUGCAUGCCAAAAGUUCAAGGAAUGUAUGACUUGCACAUUGGAAAAAGACAAGGACAACCAUAAGAGCUGCAAUGCAUCAUGUGGCUCAGUGACGCCCACUAAAUCACAGGGACCUCAGCAAUUUACCUGUGUCACUGAAUCCAUCUCAUAUAAAGUGGAGCUGUUAAAUGGCAACAUUGUCAUUUUAUACACAGAUUUGCCUAGUACUAUUGACAAGACCGUAGUAAUUAUUGGAAGCUCUGUUUCCAGUAUCAUUUUUAUCGGCAUUGCAGUGAUCCUGGUCAGCCGGCUGCUGCUGGAGCUGCACUACCGCCGCGAGUACAGCAGCUUCCUCAAAGCACAGGAGGACACCGACUGGAAAGAUACCCACAACCCCUUGUUCCAGGAUGCCACUACAACAAUUAUGAACCCCUUGCACAUUCAGGAUGGUUAAUACAUUUAUCUAGAUGUCCAAUCAAGAUCCAAUCACAUUAGAAAGGGCAUCUCAGCAGAAAAACCUGCUAUUGAGAAAAACAAAGUCAGUAUGUUUAUGGUGGUUCGGAAACAACUGAAUAAUAUCAUAUACAGUUAUUUUACUCAACACCAUGUUGUACAUUAAGUUGUUGAAAAGUUUUAUUGCAUCUAUAUAUUCUUGGCAUUUUCUGCUUUAUUUAUUUUGACAGUGACAGAUAGAGACAGGAAAGACAGACAGAGAGAGAGAAAGAGAGAGAUAGAGAGAAAGAGAGAGAGAAAGAGAGAGAAAGAGAAAGAGAGAGAGACAGAGAGAGAGAGAGAGAGAGAGAGAGAGAGAGAGAAGAGAGAGAGAGAGAGAGAGAGAGAGAGAGAGAGAGAGAGAGAGAGAGAGAGAGGGGGGGGGUGACAUGCAGGAAGAGGCCUGGGCUAGAAUCAAACUUGAGCCCCUGCAGAAAGGCCUACUUAGUGAGCCACCUUGUAGACAUGGGGGGGCUUCUAGCAUUGCCUAUAGCUUCUGGUUAUUUCUCAGCUCUCUCUUGUUUGAAGUCACUCUCUCCUCUUUUUUUCUGUUUGCAUUUAAAACUUAGAAAUGAAUAAUUGUACCAUUUAUUGUGAUACAAUCUAUACUAUGAGACUCGUUAUACAUUUGAAGUUUGAUCAUUGUAAUUAAUUACUGCUUCUUUCAUUAAUGUUAGUGUUUUGUUUUAAUCUGCUUUUAUCUGACCUAUUUCCAUAUUAAAUUCAUCAUACGUUCCUGUGUUGCCUCCUGCGUUGAAUGUGAUUGUCCUAUUGGAACAUUGUUUAAAUUCGAGUAUUUCUGUCCAAAGCCCAUAACAAAUACAAUGUAUGAGGUCAAAUUGUUUAAAUAAAAUGCGUAACAUGUU
Messenger RNA from Osmerus eperlanus (European smelt), 3330 nucleotides. It is a transcript of the gene itgb7, whose product is annotated as integrin, beta 7. Gene Ontology annotation, cellular component: integrin complex; focal adhesion; cell surface. Lineage: Eukaryota; Metazoa; Chordata; Actinopteri; Osmeriformes; Osmeridae. Gene Ontology annotation, biological process: integrin-mediated signaling pathway; cell migration; cell-matrix adhesion. Gene Ontology annotation, molecular function: integrin binding. The coding region runs from base 177 to 2426 and encodes 749 amino acids. The transcript has 15 exons. The record is from RefSeq and is a predicted model, not a curated record.